Messenger RNA from Polistes dominula (European paper wasp), 1473 nucleotides. RefSeq names its product protein pinocchio (gene Pino). The record is from RefSeq and is a predicted model, not a curated record. Lineage: Eukaryota; Metazoa; Arthropoda; Insecta; Hymenoptera; Vespidae.
CAUAACUACGUAGUUCGUCAAGAGGUGCGGUAUCUCUUCCAAAGAAGUCGAUGUCUUUCUACGAAUGAUAAGACACGACUUGAGGAAGAGAAGAAGAGGAAGAAGAAGAAGAAGAAGAAGAGGAAGGAGCAUCGUCGGUGUUGUUAGGAAAAAUCGAUAGAUCGAAAAAGAAGAAGGAUGACUGAAGGAACGAUGACUGAAUAUGAAGAGAACGUGUCCUUCGAUGCCGACGACCCGGACUUUGCUCCAAAGGUUGCUGCCCAUCAUAUUGUUGUAGCACAGACUGUCCUUCGUAGCGUUCACUUUACCGACAUUACCUUCGGAGUCGACAAACUAGCAACAACAUAUCAAAACAAUAUGUCUGUCACUUCGGUACAACCAACUUCCGAAAGUCUUUCACGUCAUGGAAGCAACAUUUCUCUCUCUUGUCACAGUUUAUGUGAUAGCGUGGAUAGCAAUAACCAGGGUUCGCAUCCGCAAUAUCAAGACACGAUUUUAACCAUAGAAGAACUCCGUGCUCAAUUGAACUCAUGUUUUACGUGUGGGGUCUCUUGGAGUCAAGACCACGUUUCUCUGGAUUGCAGUGAAUGCGGAGGUUAUUCUCUUCAACGACCUUGUCCGCUUUGCGAUGGACGUUGUCGUAAGGAAUGGAAACGUGAUCUCACCAUGUCUCAUGCGAGUGGCAAAGCAAGAUGGGACGGUGAAUGUGGUUUAUGUUGUGGACCUGCAGUUGAAGAAUCUUUGGUACCAGCUUUAGAAAAGCUUAGGGCAACCUCGUGAAUUUUCAUCGAUUAAAAUAUUAUCAUCGUCGUCGUCCUCGUCGUCGUCAUAAUUGUCAUCUCGUUAUCGUCGUUGCAUCGUUGAUAAUUUGUCGAACAAGCAUUCAUCGGUUUUCAUCUUUCGUCGUUGUCGAAUCGAAAUGAAACAAAAUGAAAUGAAAUGAAACGAAACGAACAACAACAACAACUACUACUAUGCAAAUCAUUGCACAAGACUUAAUAAUUCAUCUCACCAAUUUCAUUUAGCAUUUCUUCAUCAUUCUGUGAUUAUCAUCAUCAUUAUCAUUCAUCGUCAUCAUUAUCAUUAUCAUCAUCGUUGCAAUGUGAGAUGUGUGAAUGUGAAUUACGUUUUAAAUUUAUUAUGAAAGAAAGAAAGAAAGAAAGAAAGAAAGCGAAAGAGAAAAUGAAAGUUAAGAUAAAAACGUUCGUACAAAUUUGAACAAAACAAAUAAAAAUGAUGAAGAAGAAGAAGAAGAAGAAAAUGAAUUAUACAGUUAAAUUUAUCGAUACGAAUUUUUAAUGAAUAUUGAAAUAAACAAAAAAAUAUAUAUAUAUAUAUAAGAAGAAAGUAUCAUUGAAAUUCUUGCACUAAUAAUAGAAAACAAUUUUAUCUUCAAAAAUUCAUUGAAUAUUUAUAUCUUCGUUGAGUGAAAAUUUACUUCCAUCAUUCUCUUUAAAAAAAAAAAAAAAGAGG